Salpingoeca rosetta is the source of this 1435-nucleotide messenger RNA. RefSeq lists its product as uncharacterized. Gene Ontology annotation, cellular component: tRNA-splicing ligase complex. The coding region runs from base 81 to 1184 and encodes 367 amino acids. The record is from RefSeq and is a predicted model, not a curated record. Lineage: Eukaryota; Choanoflagellata; Craspedida; Salpingoecidae. The transcript is spliced from 14 exons.
CGUGUUUGACAUCAAUUACACCAACGAGCCACCUUGCUUGCUCCAUCAACCACUGCACCUUGCUUGCUUUCGCCCUCGCCAUGUCUGUGCCAGAGGCGCGCUCGGACGCCAUCUUGGAUGCCUUGGAAGACCUGGCGUACUCGCCGCUUCCUGGCCCUGAUGACUUGGAUGAGGCACUACUGGAAGGCGUGGAUUCUCCACUCUUUGUUGCCAUCUGCGUGUUCCUCUCAAACGCCAUCACAAAGGCCAGGCGCCUGGAGACUGUCGUGUCCAGUGGUGAUGACACAUCUGCCCUGCUGAUUGAGUUGAGCUCGUUCCUGCAAGAAGCCGGGUGCCCAUUUGAUGAGUUUGAAAAGGACACGUUUGCCGCCGUCCGCGAUCUGACAUCACGCAUCAACCUGCUGGAAUGGCUGUGCUCCGAGGCCCAGACAGCACGCAUGAUCCGCUCACAGACCAGUGACAAAAUGGACGUCGCCACAGAUUUUGGUACAAGCGCGGAGGAUCGCCUCGCCAGCGUCCUGUCGACCCUCGGCCUCUCCGACCGUGCACAGUCUACCACGUCUGAAAUCUUCUCCGCCAUCACCGCGAGGAUUCAACAUCUGAUGAAGCAGGCUGGACAAAACUACAUUGAGCCACCCAUCCUCUCCCACAAACUCUCGCCAGAGCAAUGGGCCAAGCUUGAGGACAUCAACGCGCAGUUGUCUGAGGAGUAUGCGGUGCGGCGGCAGAUGCUGCUCAAGCGAAUCGACGUCACCAUCCAGUCCUUCAAGUGGUCUGACAGGGUCAAGAAAUCGCUUGAUGAGCUUGAGCGCAGCACACAGCCGCUGCGUCACACAAUGACAACAGCCAGCGACGUGGACGUGCACGAUGUCCUCUUUGCUUCCAGAGACCUGCUGAACAUCUCCAAGACGAGCGGUGCUGCUGUCCGCCACGCCACCGCAAAGUCGAAGAUCCGUGGCAUCUUCAUCGGCGAUGUUCCCGACCGUGGUGGCCGCCCGACAGAGCAGCGCGCUCCAGGCAUGAUGCCGGCCUUCAGAAAGCGCACUGUAACGGCCCGGCCUCAGCGCAACAAGCGCGGGAACGGUGGUGGUGUUGGCGGCGGCGGUCGCAACAGUGGCGGUGGCGGUGGACGUCGGCGUGGCAAGAAAGGAGGCAGGGUGCAAGGAGGUUGGAGCAAGAGCUGAUUUCUUUUGAUUUUUGUUUGGCGCUGUGCUAGAGGGGGGGACAAGGGUUGUGCGACACUUUGAUUUGCCUCCGGCAUUGGGUUGAGCUAUAUUGUGGUGCAUGAUGUGCUUGCCCGGUUGCCGUGUGCAAUCUACAUAUGGACGGUUCAGUGAUCAAAGGGUGUGCGUGCCUUGAAGAUUUUGCGCACGGAUUGAAGGUUUGGAACAUAAAACGAGACUUGUUACUGUUGUGGCCUAGAAGCUGAAUAAAG